Messenger RNA from Suillus fuscotomentosus, 1301 nucleotides. RefSeq names its product kinase-like domain-containing protein. Gene Ontology annotation, biological process: protein phosphorylation. The coding region runs from base 1 to 981 and encodes 326 amino acids. The transcript is spliced from 7 exons. Gene Ontology annotation, molecular function: protein kinase activity; ATP binding. The record is from RefSeq and is a predicted model, not a curated record. Lineage: Eukaryota; Fungi; Basidiomycota; Agaricomycetes; Boletales; Suillaceae.
AUGUUGAUCCUGGUAUCCGCUCGGUUUCAAGCCUGGCUGAACAAGUGGGCAAGGAAUAUAUACUCGUUGCUUGCCAGCCUUGGGCUUAGCUGGAAGUCGGCACAAAUAAAUAAUGAUCUGCUUGACCUCACUGAGCAAAUAAGCAAGGAGUCAUCCCGAUACCCUGUCGCUCAAGGCAGUUUUGGGGACGUCUGGAAGUGCAUACGUAAGCACCCUCGAAUCACGGUUGCAGUAAAGUGUCUGCGACUUGAAAUUCCGAACGAUAACUGCAAGACAAAAAUUACCGAGAGGCUCGAACACGACUUGCAGCGGAAUACUAAGCUGAAACACGCCAAUCUGUUACCUUUGUUGGGCAUAACUCAAGGAUUUGGUCCACUGCCUGCUAUCGUCUCCCCAUGGAUGAACAAAGGCUCACUUACCAUACUUCUGGAACGUGAUUUCCAACAACUCACUCUCACUCGAAUGCUUCAAAUUGUGGUGCACUCCGAAAACAUAGUACACGGUGAUCUCACCGGCAACAACAUUCUCAUCGAUGAGAACGGCAAAGCCUUCGUGGCUGACCAUGGAAUUCUCAUUUUUUGUGCCGAGCUCCAUGGCACGUCAUACAUCAGAAGCAAUGUGCGAUGGGCUGCACCUGAAAACUUUCAAGUUCCGGAAGAUGACGAGUCAAUAAGCUCGCCCCAAUUGGCAUCAGACAUCUAUUCUUUCGCGUGCAUCAUGUUGCAGGUCUUCACAGGAAAGGUUCCGUAUUCUGAAUUUCGGAGUGACCAUCAAGUUACCGUACAGAUACUCAGAGGCCGAAAGCCUGCCCGACCAAUGACUCCAUCCAUCGCUGAUGCUUUAUGGGAUUUCAUGCAGAAGUGCUGGCUUGAUAAACUGGAACAAAGGCCUUCAGCCAACGAAGUCCUGACAUUUAUACAGGGACAGCUAGAAGAAAGCUCCUGUUCUCAUGCGACUCGUGAUGCCACGGCAGUUUCCUAGCUUUGUAUGUCAUAUGCUCUAUCUUGUGCUCUGUCCGACAUCAUGUUCGCGAGAUUCCAUACCUUGAUAUCUCUCACAGCUGCGAUUUAAGCGUACAGCUAUCAUGUUAACAUGCUCACAGAUGUCCUCGACAUCGCACCAGCUAUUUUUCACAACGAAUGUAGAAUAGUAGAUACACGAUAUGCUACACCAGCUUUGACUUAUGCACAUUACUAGUAUUUAAUCCUACUAGGGUACAUACUAGUACUUAGUCAUUAUGAGCGCCGUCUGCACUGCAGAAACCUAUGGUUCCUGAUUACAACAUGAUUACUCAAAUUAGC